UGGACAGAACCGGGAGACGAUGAUGUUGUGGAUUCGGGGGCUCCGUUCCGGGCUGACGCAGUGAAGGAGCUCGGUAUCUCUUCGGCGGCAGGAAUGAAGGGAUGGCGGAUAUGGACUCCAUAAAUUCCCCGCCCGCCUCCCCCUUCCUGGGUCUGCGCAUCAGCUCGCCGGGAAACUGCAGGUUAACCCACGACAUAAGUUUGGAAGAGUUUGAAGAUGAAGACUUGUCGGAAAUAACGGAUGAAUGCGGGAUCAGUCUGCACUGUAAGGAUGGUCUGGCAACUCGGUCCCGUGUAACCCUGGAGACCAACAAUGUUGCCACCACGAGCGGAAACGACACGCGCACGAUUCAGGCGGAGAUGCUGCAGCUGGAUUUGAUUGACGCUGUGGACGAGGUGGAGGAAGAGGAAGAAAACAACGGCCCACGGCAGGAGGCCAACCCUGUCAGCGUGGCGUCCUACAGACCCAAGAGACCAACAACCCUAAACCUAUUCCCACAGGUUCCACGCACGCAGGACACACUGAACAAUAACUCAUUCGGCAAAAAAUACAGCUGGCAGGAAAGAGUCUCGCGGCCAACCUCCCCGCUCAAAACAGGGGAGGCCGGAUCAGCUCAUGACCACGUCUGCCUUGGCAAUGAGACCAAGACGGCGGGAGGCUCCGUUGACAAGGGGACCAGCAGCAGCCAGGCCAGUGCUAGCAGGCGGGCUCCGACGGGGAAGAGCGACACGCUAGCUCCAGCCGCCUUGGGAUGUUCGCCAGCGCCCUGCGCUGAGCAGCGGUCUCGAAGCAGCGCCCACAGUGAGGAUCGCCUCCACUACCAGGCACAGGUGGAGCUGGAAGCCACCGAGGAGAUCUACCUCACCCCGGUGCAGAGAAACUCAGACUCUUCGGAGGGCGAGCGGCCCCCCCUCUGCCGCUCCAAUGGCAACAGAAUGUCCACUGGCUCGGACGCCGACUUCGUCCAGUGCACGGCUGCACCCGGGAAGCCCGGGCCUUCGAUCGGUGAGGAGGAGGCCGUGGUCCAUGCCGGCACACGCCCCUCGCUGGUCCGCGCCUCCCUGACCUCGAGUGAGCACUGCCCGCGGGUCUCGGUCAGCUCGGACAGCGUGUUGUCCUACGACUCGGUGAAGUACACGCUGGUGGUGGACGAGGAUGCCCAGCUUGAGCUGGUCAGCUUGAAGCACUGCUACUCGGCCUACAGCGACGACAGUGACUCUGCCACUGUCUACGAUAAUUGCGUCUCCUCGGCCUACGAGUCAGCUGCUGACGAGGAGGGCGCAGGGAAAGGUGAUUCCAUCUGCCCAUCGGAGGACUCUACACCAGAGGCAGACAUCCCCUUCUCCAAGAAGUUCCUCAACGUCUUCAUGAGCGGACGGUCAAGAGCCUCCAGUACGGAAUCCUUUGGAUUGUUUUCUUGUAGAAUAAAUGGAGAGGAACGAGAUCAGACACACAGAGCCGUGUUCAGGUUCAUACCACGUCACGAUGAUGAGCUGGAACUGGAGGUGGACGACCCUUUGCUGGUGGAGGUACAGGCUGAUGACUACUGGUAUGAAGCUUACAACAUGAGAACAGGGGACAGAGGAAUUUUCCCAGCAUACUAUGCACUCGAAGUGGUCACAGAACCAGAGCAUUUUGCAGCAGCUAUAGCUGAAAAGAAUGACUGGGUAGAUAACUUCCAUCUAAAGUUCCUGGGCUCGGUGCAAGUGCCCUACCAUAAAGGGAAUGAUGUGUUGUGUGCAGCCAUGCAGAAGAUCGCAACAACAAGAAGGUUGACGGUACAGUUCAACCCUCCUUCAAGCUGUGUGUUGGAGAUUAGCAUGCGGGGUAUUAAAAUAGCCGUGGAGCUCGAGGGACUUGGUGCCUAUGAGAAGGGCAGUAAAUGCAGUCACUUCUUCCAGUUGAAGAACGUUUCAUUCUGUGGAUAUCAUCCAAAGAACACCAAAUAUUUUGGGUUUAUCACCAAACAUCCUUCAGAUCACCGAUUUGCUUGCCACGUUUUUGUCUCCGAGGAUUCAACAAAGCCGAUUGCAGAGUCAGUGGGGAGGGCCUUCCAGAUGUUCUACAAGGAAUACAUUGAGUACACUUGUCCAACAGAAGACAUCUAUCUGGAGUAGAUGCCUCUGGAGGUCUCCAAACGCUCUGGUCUCAUCACAUCUCAUUCUCAAGCCAAGUGUGAUGCAUGGACAGACUGAGCCAAUGGCUCAAUAUCAGGAUCCAGAAGUGUGCACCAUCUCAACUGAAACCAUUUUACCUAUUGUUACUUUUAGCCAUGCCUCAAGAAUCAACAGAAUACACCGUCAUGAGUUUGUGACUCUUAUCCCGCUCCUCUGCAAAUCCCAAUCCAUCCAUCUAGUGCCCCAUUGGUUCAUGGCCAAACUGUUCCUGCUUGCUUCAUAACCCUUGUGAUGCGUAUGAUAUGCAGUGGGCCGGUGUUUAGGUCUGGCUGGGAGAAGAUGACGCCAAAGCGACGAGGAGUUACAAGAUCCAUUGUAACGAUAACGUUAUGCUUUGUUCAUUGAUAGUAUUCUGUGUAAAGUUCUUAAAAUUUGUUCAUGAAGUGUGUAACAUGGUUUAUUUAAAGGUUUGAUGACAGCA
This is a messenger RNA of Hypanus sabinus (Atlantic stingray), 2598 nucleotides long. RefSeq names its product mitogen-activated protein kinase 8 interacting protein 1b (gene mapk8ip1b). Lineage: Eukaryota; Metazoa; Chordata; Chondrichthyes; Myliobatiformes; Dasyatidae. Bases 102 to 2117 code for a protein of 671 amino acids. Gene Ontology annotation, molecular function: protein binding. The transcript is spliced from 12 exons. Gene Ontology annotation, cellular component: cytoplasm. The record is from RefSeq and is a predicted model, not a curated record. Gene Ontology annotation, biological process: regulation of JNK cascade.